AUGCACCCACUGGCCGUCGCCCUCGUCGCGCUCCUCCUCGCGCACCCCGCCGCCGCCCAGUCAUACUACUACGCCCCGCCCAGCCUCCCCGGAUGGCAGAUCGCGCUCAUCGCCGUCGUCGUGGUGCUGGUGCUCAUCGGGGCCGGGACGGCCAUCGCGCGCGCAGCGUCCCCCCGCCCCCUUGCCCCGCGGUCCUCGUUGCCCGUCGUGCAGGUGUACCACACCGACGGGGUGCACUCGGUCCGCGCGCCAGCGUACCCCGCGAACCCGUUCCCCGAGGGCCAGGGCCAGUACCCCGUCGUCCCGCCACCACCGCCGGAGCACCACGCGUCGUUCCACUCGCACCAUCCGCCGCCUCCGCCGAGCGCGGACACCGGGCCCCCGAUAAGCGAUGCCUCGACCGCGCCGCCGCCAGCAUAUACCCCCACCACGGCUGCGUCAUAG
This is a messenger RNA of Vanrija pseudolonga, 444 nucleotides long. RefSeq lists its product as uncharacterized. The transcript is spliced from 2 exons. The record is from RefSeq and is a predicted model, not a curated record. The coding region runs from base 1 to 444 and encodes 147 amino acids. NCBI's taxonomy places the organism in Eukaryota, Fungi, Basidiomycota, Tremellomycetes, Trichosporonales, Trichosporonaceae.